AUGGAAAAUCAAGAUGGUCAAUUAUUUACUACAGUUUUCCAGAAACCAUCUUAUGAACCAUAUUAUUUGCCUUUUAAUAGUAUUCAUCCAUUACAUAUGAAAAAGAAUAUUCCAUUUGCCAUGCUAUUACGUGCCAUUAGAUAUUGUUCAAUAUUUGAAUCACAUCUAAAUGAACGUGAGAAAUUAAGAAUGGCAUUAUUACUUAAUAAAUAUCCAAAUAAAAUUAUUGAUGAACAAUUCAAUAAUGUAUUAGUAAAAUUUGGCAUUAAUGAACCAUUAACUUCAAUCAAUUACAAUAGAUCUCGUCAAAAAGUUAUAGAUUCUCCUAUAAAAGAAAAAUUAUCAGUAAAUUAUGAGAAGACAAUAUUUGUCCAUUUUACUUACUGUUCAAGUAUGAAAACAUUUCCAAUUAAAUUCCAUAUCUUAUGGGAGAAAUAUUUUGAUAAAUCUCCAAUAAAUGAAGUUAUCCCUAUACUUGGUACUCAAAAUGUCGAUAAUCUGCAAAGACGCCUAAUACAUACAAAAUCGAAAAGCUGA
Molecule: messenger RNA, 537 nt
Organism: Rotaria socialis
Lineage: Eukaryota; Metazoa; Rotifera; Eurotatoria; Philodinida; Philodinidae
Source: the annotation of a GenBank genome assembly